Molecule: messenger RNA, 5672 nt
Organism: Cyclopterus lumpus (lumpfish)
Lineage: Eukaryota; Metazoa; Chordata; Actinopteri; Perciformes; Cyclopteridae
Gene: trpm4a
Product: transient receptor potential cation channel, subfamily M, member 4a
Exons: 28
Coding region: 41-3793 (1250 amino acids)
Biological process (GO): calcium ion transmembrane transport
Cellular component (GO): membrane
Molecular function (GO): ligand-gated calcium channel activity; calcium-activated cation channel activity
Source: RefSeq, a predicted model, not a curated record
AUCCCGAUCUCUCCGCGAGACUCCUCGACGGCAGCGCAGGAUGAAGAAGCGGCAGAAAGAGAGGGACGGGGAAGGUGGACACGUUGGAAGUCAGAAAGAAAGUGACCAGAGCUGGAUUCCCAAGAUCGUCAAGAAGCGAGUAUGUACCACUUUCGUUGAAGACUCUUUCAGUCAUGGAGCGCUGUGUCAGUGUGGUGGUGUGCGGGAGCUGCAUGACUCGGUGGCCACUGGGGACUUCUUUGGAGCUGCGAUCGUCACUCAGUGGGAGAGCAGGCAGCACUCAUCAGAGUGUCCCACCGACGCCUUUGGGGAACUGGAGUUUGCCGGCGCCGGACACAAACACAGUCAUUUUCUGCGGCUGUCAAGUGACACAUCACCUCAGAUCGUCUACACCCUGAUGAUGGCUCACUGGGGCCCGCCCUUACCCAAUCUGGUGGUGUCGGUGGUCGGGGGGGAAGGCCAUGAGAAGAUUAAAACAUGGGUGAGAGAUGUCCUAAGAAACGGAUUGGUUAGGGCUGCACAGAGCACAGGGGCCUGGAUCCUGACAGGGGGUCUGAGGGAAGGCGUGGCCCGCUGUGUGGGGGAGGCGGUGAGGGACCACGGGGCCGCGGCUCCAGCGAUCUCCAGAAAGAAAGUGAUUGCUGUGGGGCUGGCACCCUGGGGCCUAGUGCACAACAGGCAGCAGCUUGUCAAUGUCAAGGGCAGUUUUCCUGCUCGAUACUCUGUCCAGGACACAUCACGUGACUCCUGCUGCCUGGACAACAACCACCAGGCUUUCCUCCUGGUGGAUGAUGGUAGUGUCGGCCGCCGGGGGGGAGAGACGGCCUUUCGUGGAAGUCUGGAGGACUACAUUUCCCAUCAGCGCACUGGCAUUUGGGGUAGUGGCGGUAUUGAAAUCCCGGUGCUGUGUAUGCUCAUCUCAGGAGACGCCAAUAUGCUCAAGAGAUUAGAUGUCUCUCUGAGGAAAGCUACGCCCUGGCUGGUUCUUGCUGGAUCUGGUCCUGCCGCAGACUUCAUCAGUGAGCUGCUGGACUAUCUCAGUACCAUCUCUCCUCCAGCAGAGGGGGAGGCUGCUGAGGGUCUCAGCGCAGAGCUCCGCAACAAGGUCCGUGACCAGGUUCAGAGAUAUUUCCCAGCUGAAGCUGAGCUGGAGAAACUGGUGGAUAGUGCUCUGAGUAUUUAUCAGAACAGAGAGUUCAUCACUGUUUUCCACGGGGAACAGGAGGGUUCUGAUGAUUUUGAUAUCGUUCUCCUCAAAGCCCUUGUUAGAGUUAGUAAACGUGUGUCCAGUGAAGCCAGUGAGUACAUUGAGGAGCUGAAACUAGCCGUGGCCUGGAACCGAGUGGACAUCGCCAAAACUGAGCUCUUUAAUGGAGAUAUCGAGUGGAAGUAUGAGGACCUUGAGGACUCCAUGACAGACGCACUGAUCAACAACAAGCCCCAGUUUGUGCGUCUCUUCUGCGAGAAUGGACUGAAUAUUCUGCGCUACCUGACUCACCGUCGCUUGGAGAGCUUGUACUGCUCGCUGUCCGAUAGCUCGCUGGCCUACAUUCUGCUCCAGAAGCGUCUGCAUGAGAGGCAGGGCCUGGCUGGAUCCUUGCCCAACCUGCAUGGGGCUGAGACGGCGCCUCUGAAGAGUCUUCAGAGUGCACUAAGUGGACCCGCUUCAGCCAUGGAGCUCAACCUGUAUGAGGUAUCCCGCCUGCUGUCGGACCUGUUGGGUGAUGUCUGUCAGCCUUUCUACUAUGGACCUUUGGGCCUGGACCCCAGCACCAGCACCAGGAAGGCUCUCAAGCAAGUCAAUCAGAUGUUGCUGGGGGACUGCAUGUACCGGGACCAGCGCUGCCUCUCACCCUGGGCCGCCCUCUUCUUCUGGGCCGUCCUGCAGAACCGCCGUGAAAUGGCUGUUUACUUCUGGGAGAUGGCAGGGGAGUCAGUGCUGAGCGCUCUGGGUGGUUGUAAGAUGCUGAGGGAGCUUUCAAAGCUUGAGCGUGAGACUGAGAGCAAGCUAGCCAUGAAGGAACUGGCACAGAAGUUUGAGAACCUGGCCAACGAUGUAUUUGGUGAGUGUUACCAGAGCAGCGAGAGUCGCUCCUUUACUCUCCUUAUAAGGACGUCUCCAGUGUGGGGCGGAGCUACAUGCCUUCAGAUGGCCACUGCGGCUGAUGCCCGCCUGUUCUUCAGUCACGAUGGUGUUCAGUCCCUGCUGUCUCAGGUCUGGUGGGGUGACAUGGAGAGGAGUACUGAGGUCUGGAAACUGGUUCUCACCUUCUUCCUGCCCCCUCUCCUCUACACCGACCUUAUCAGCUUCAGAGCACAAGAAGAGGAAGAUAAGUCUGUGGAGGUCCACCACGGCAGAGACACUGACAGUCUGGAUGGAAAUGAUAACACCGUCUUUUGCCUUGCUGACAUUAUACAAAAUGAGGAAGAAGCUCGAAAAGAAAACCUGAAAGACUCUUUGCCAUCCAACUCCAAGAGACCAUUCAUUGUGUCACGGUGGAGACAGUUCUGGUUUAGCCCUGUUACCUCAUUCCUUGGCAACGUGCUGAUGUACUUCCUGUUCCUCUACCUGUUUGCCUAUGUUCUGUUGGUGGACUUCAAGCCCCCGUACCCUGACGGCCCGUCCACUCUGGAAUUUGUGCUUUACUUUUGGGUUUUCACCUUAGUGUGUGAAGAGAUUCGGCAGACCUUCUUUUUGGGCAGCUCCUUUGUACUCCAGAUGAUGAGGACUUACAUCCAGGAUGUGUGGAACAAGUGUGAUCUCACAGCCAUUAUUCUCUUCACUUUGGCUCUGUGCUGCAGAAUGUUCCCCAUGUCAUAUGAUUUUGGACGAGCUGUCAUGGCCAUAGAUUUUAUGGUCUUCACACUACGUCUGAUCCAUAUCUUUGCAGUCCACAAACAGCUUGGACCCAAGAUAAUCAUCCUUGGCAAGAUGAUGAAGGAUGUUUUCUUCUUCCUUUUCUUUCUGGCUGUGUGGCUCUUGGCUUAUGGAGUGGCUAAUCAGGCACUCCUCUACUCGUAUGAUCCCCGCCCUAAUUGGAUAUUCCGCAGAGUGUUCUACAGACCAUACCUGCACAUCUUUGGACAAAUACCCAUAAAUGAAAUGGAUGCUGAUAAAUUGGUGGAAGUAACCUGUACAAACAACGCCACACUUAUUGAAGCAGGAGAAGAGCCUUGUCUGAGCACCUACGCCAACUGGCUGGUUGUCAUCCUUCUGGUCAUCUACCUGCUGUUUACCAACAUAGUAUUGGUCAACCUACUCAUUGCUAUGUUCAGCUACACCUUCUCAAAAGUACAGGAGCACAGUGACAUCUAUUGGAAGUUUCAGCGUUACAACCUGAUUAAGGAGUACCACUCAAGACCGUGCCUGGCACCACCCUUUAUCAUCAUAUCACACCUCCACCUUUUCAUCAAGAGAUGCUUCCACCAGAUCCCCUCAGUCAAAAGCCAACACUUUGUUCUGGAGUUGCGGGGCAAGAAGGCUAGCUGUCUCAACACAUGGGAGGCUAUCCAGAAAGAAAACUUCCUCUCAGCUCGGAAUAAGCGGCAGAGGGAAAGUGACACAGUACUAAUUAAAAGUACAUCUGUCAAGGUGGACAGUGUGCUAAAGCAGAUGGUAGAGAUCCGUGACCACGACAGAAGAUUGCGGCUGCUGGAGACAGAGCUGGAGUACUGCUGCAGCGCCCUCUCCUGGAUGACAGACGCUCUGUCUCAGAGUGAUCUGAUAAAAGCUGGUAACCUCCCUUCUGCUCCUCAGAGAUCUGACUCGACUGUCUCCAAGCUGACCCCCUGAACUCCAGGACCACACACACACACACACACACACACACACACACAGACACAGACACACAGACACACACGCACACACGCACACACAUUAUACUAUGCUAUUCUGCUAAUCAUGUAAUGUCUUUUACUUUGUUGAAUCAGAUAUACUGUAUGUUGUUUGUGAGAUGCAUUUUAAUUUGGACAAAUAAUAUGCUAAUAAUUUGUUUUCACAAUAGGGCUGGCAUACAUUGCUGUCGGCUACAAUCCGUCCAGAGUUGCCAAACUCUGACAUUUCAAAUCGGCAUUUUUUUUAUUCCCAGAUGUUACCGGUUUGCCUUCAUAAUAUGUCUGCUAAGUGGAUUAAGGAAGAAAAAUAUCACUAUUUAUGAGAUAAAAGGCUUUUAUAUGAUUGAAACUUUUUUAUAUUAACAAUAUAUCAAAUUGCUCAAAUGUGAACAAGGUCACAAAAUAAGAACUCUGUAGUUUCCUUCAGCUCGUCACAUGUUUUAGCCUCUUUUAGCUCAUUCUUUUUGUUUUCCGGUCCACAGCUGUUUCUAUUUGUUUGGUCAAUCCCAGUAAGCCAAAGUUCAAUCUAUAUUCAAAAUAAAGAAACAAGCAGUGAAAAAACAAACCAAUAAAAUCAACCAGGGCAGUACGAAUGUCUGUUUCAAAUAUUUCCUGUUGAUGUAUAUUAGCUAGUUAGUAACAACAGCACAAAUCUAAACUAAUCUAAAGACCAUGAGUAAUUAUGGGAUAUUAGACAAGUAAAAUGCCAACAAAAGGUGACAAUUAAUUGAUAGAAUGUAAUAGACUAUUAGUAACAGAUAGUAAGCUUAUUCCAAGUCUUUAUACCAAAUGGCUAUAUGAUUGAGCUCACAGACUAUAGAUGAAUAUAUAAAGCUAUAAAUAUAUAAACAGUCAAUGUGUUGUGUGUUAUACUGUAUGGUAAGCAUCUGGAAAUAAAACCCAUGUAGGCAUGGCAUGGAGAGAGGAUGGCUCAGUAAAAGGUGAUGGAGGUGUGAGGUUCCUCCAGCACCACUUCAUCAUCUCUGAAACAACAGACUGUUGUCCAAUCUGUCAGUUUGUUUCUUGACCAAAAAAUUAACGAAUUUCAAACCAGUUUGUCUCUAAAUGUAUGGUGUAACCCAGUUCAAAGCAUUAUAUCUGGGUCCAAGAGGGGACUGUAUCAAGUUCAGACAAAGACAAAAUAAAAAGGCCAACAAGGUUGUAAUCCAAUGUCAAUUUGCCUUUUUCUACUCUUGAAGUAUCGUGGUUCUAAAUACAUUUUAUUACCAUUUUAUCCAGAGGUUUUAAAAAGGACCCAGGUACAGCUAUAGGCAAAGACUGAAAUAAAUACAGUAAUCAUGGCAUUUUGAUACAGCUGAUUCUUCCUAGUUAUGUUAAAUGUACUUAAAACUUUGGGAUUCUUCCAUUUCGAAAAUGGUAGCGUUCAAUUUAUAGAGAUUCUUUAAGUAUUUGUCCAGUGUUACUCUUAAAAACUCGAACCCCUGCGUACACCAGAAGGGAGAAAUGCAUUUUAAUAUUAUAUCCUGAAAAUGAGCUAUACCGAUCCAGUAAUGUGAGAAGUCUGUUAAGAGAAACAUCUGGGUGUGUAAGGACCAAAUGGUUAUCGUCUGCAAAUACACAUACUUUGUGUUAACUGACCUAUUUGGAUCUGAUCUCAUUGCCUCUGCCAGAGGUUCUAUGGGUUGAACAAAGAGAAUAAUUCAAAGAGCAACCUUGCCUGCUAAAGAGAGGAAACACGGGUGAUUUAAUACCAUUGCAACUGAUCUUGGCUUGGGGCAUACAGGUUUUUGCAAUUGCUAACAUACUAAAAUGAAUCCCAUCGGAUCAGGAACAACUCCCAAGAAAUAGAAAAAACCCUUUCAGAGUAAAAAAAUUGA